This is a messenger RNA of Pongo pygmaeus (Bornean orangutan), 3867 nucleotides long. It is a transcript of the gene PTPN22, whose product is annotated as protein tyrosine phosphatase non-receptor type 22. The record is from RefSeq and is a predicted model, not a curated record. Gene Ontology annotation, cellular component: cytoplasm; nucleus. Gene Ontology annotation, molecular function: non-membrane spanning protein tyrosine phosphatase activity. The transcript is spliced from 19 exons. NCBI's taxonomy places the organism in Eukaryota, Metazoa, Chordata, Mammalia, Primates, Hominidae. Bases 137 to 2596 code for a protein of 819 amino acids. Gene Ontology annotation, biological process: protein dephosphorylation; T cell receptor signaling pathway; negative regulation of T cell activation.
GAAGUCAGUAAACCACAGCCUUCAGCAUGCUCUGCUCAGGCGGCAGCAGUGGCUUUUUGGAGGUGUCUCGGCCAUGACACACAUUUGACAUGCCCUCCCUCAACCUACUUAUAGACUAUUUUUCUUGCUCUGCAGCAUGGACCAAAGAGAAAUUCUGCAGAAGUUCCUGGAUGAGGCCCAAAGCAAGAAAAUUAACAAAGAGGAGUUUGCCAAUGAAUUUCUGAAGCUGAAAAGGCAAUCUACCAAGUACAAGGCAGAAAAAACCUAUCCUACAGCUGUGGCUGAGAAGCCCAAGAAUAUCAAGAAAAACAGAUAUAAGGAUAUUUUGCCCUAUGAUUAUAGCCGGGUAGAACUAUCCCUGAUAACCUCUGAUGAGGAUUCCAGCUACAUCAAUGCCAACUUCAUUAAGGGAGUUUAUGGACCCAAGGCUUAUAUUGCCACCCAGGGUCCUUUAUCUACAACCCUCCUGGACUUCUGGAGGAUGAUUUGGGAAUAUAGUGUCCUUAUCAUUGUUAUGGCAUGCAUGGAGUAUGAAAUGGGAAAGAAAAAGUGUGAGCGCUACUGGGCUGAGCCAGGAGAGAUGCAGCUGGAAUUUGGCCCUUUCUCUGUAUCCUGUGAAGCUGAAAAAAGGAAAUCUGAUUAUAUAAUCAGGACUCUAAAAGUUAAGUUCAAUAGUGAAACUCGAACUAUCUACCAGUUUCAUUACAAGAAUUGGCCAGACCAUGAUGUACCUUCAUCUAUAGACCCUAUUCUUGAGCUCAUCUGGGAUGUACGUUGUUACCAAGAGGAUGACAGUGUUCCCAUAUGCAUUCACUGCAGUGCUGGCUGUGGAAGGACUGGUGUUAUUUGUGCUAUUGAUUAUACAUGGAUGUUGCUAAAAGAUGGGGUAAUUCCUGAGAACUUCAGUGUUUUCAGUUUGAUCCGGGAAAUGCGGACACAGAGGCCUUCAUUAGUUCAAACGCAGGAACAAUAUGAACUGGUCUACAAUGCUGUAUUAGAACUAUUUAAGAGACAGAUGGAUGUUAUCAGAGAUAAACAUUCUGGAACAAAGAGUCAAGCAAAGUAUUGUAUUCCUGAGCAAAAUCACACUCUCCAAGCAGACUCUUAUUCUCCUAAUUUACCAAAAAGUACCAUAAAAGCAGCAAAAAUGAUGAACCAACAAAGGACAAAAAUGGAAAACAAAGAAUCUUCUUCCUUUGACUUUAGGACUUCUGAAAUAAGUGCAAAGGAAGAGCUAGUUUUGCACCCUGCUAAAUCAAGCACUUCUUUUGACUUUCUGGAGCUAAAUUACGAUUUUGACAAAAAUGCUGACACAACCAUGAAACGGCAGACAAAGGCAUUUCCAAUAGUUGGGGAGCCUCUUCAGAAGCAUCAAAGUUUGGAUUUGGGCUCUCUUUUGUUUGAGGGAUGUUCUAAUUCUAAACCUGUAAAUGCAGCAGGAAGAUAUUUUAAUUCAAAGGUGCCAAUAACACGGACCAAAUCAACUCCUUUUGAGUUGAUACAGCAGAGAGAAACCAAGGAGGUGGACAGCAAGGAAAACUUUUCUUAUUUGGAAUCUCAGCCACAUGAUUCUUGUUUUGUAGAGAUGCAGGCUGAAAAAGUAAUGCAUGUUUCUUUGGCAGAACUGAAUUAUUCACUGCCAUAUGACUCUAAACACCAAAUAUGUAAUGCCUCUAAUGUAAAGCACCAUGACUCUAGUGCUCUUGGUGUAUAUUCUUACAUACCUUUAGUGGAAGAUCCUUAUUUUUCAUCACGGCCUCCAAGUGGUACCAGUUCUAAGAUGUCUCUUGAUUUACCUGAGAAGCAAGAUGGAACUGUUUUUCCUUCUUCUUUGUUGCCAACAUCCUCUACAUCCCUCUUCUCUUAUUACAAUUCACAUGAUUCUUUAUCACUGAAUUCUCCAACCAAUAUUUCCCCACUAUUGAACCAAGAGUCAGCUGUACUAGCAACUGCUCCAAGGAUAGAUGAUGAAAUCCCCCCUCCACUUCCUGUACGGACACCUGAAUCAUUUAUUGUGGUUGAGGAAGCUGGAGAAUUCUCACCAAAUGUUCCCAAAUCCUUAUCCUCAGCUGUGAAGGUAAAAAUUGGAACAUCACUGGAAUGGGGUGGAACAUCCGAACCAAAGAAAUUUGAUGACUCUGUGAGACUUAGACCAAGCAAGAGUGUAAAACUCCGAAGUCCUAAAUCAGAACUACAUCAAGAUCGUUCUUCUCCCCCACCUCCUCUCCCAGAAAGAACUCUAGAGUCCUUCUUUCUUGCCGAUGAAGAUUGUAUGCAGGCCCAAUCUAUAGAAACAUAUUCUACUAGCUAUCCUGACACCAUGGAAAAUUCAACAUCUUCAAAACAGACACUGAAGACUCCUGGAAAAAGUUUCACAAGGAGUAAGAGAUGGGGUCUUGCUAUGUUGUCCAGGAUGGGGUCUCCUAUGUUGCCAACUAAUGGACUCAAGCGAUCCUCCUGCCUUGGCCUCCCAAAGUGCUGGGAUUACAGGUGUGAGCCACUAGAAGUGAAAUUUAUCCUACAAAUAUGCUUGCAUACACAUGAAAUGACAUGUAUACCAAGUAUUCAUUGCAGCAUUAUCUGUAAGAGCAGAUGACUGGAAACAACAUAAUUAAUAGUGUUAAUUGUUAGGGGAACUGAUUAAAUGAAUCAUAAAUCAUGUUAUAUCCAUACAAAUGGAAUACUGUGCAGCUAAAGAAGAAUUAGGACUUUCUCAAUAUAUUUAUAUAUAAUUUAUUAACUUUUACUUAAAAAAAGGAAUAUGAUACAUAUGUGUAUUUACUUAUAUAUUCAUAAGUAACUCUGGAAGGAUACUAACUACAGAGGAUAAAAAACUAACAGUGGUUAUCUACAGGAGGAGCAUUAGAAACUGAGUAGUAGAUUGAAGACAAGGAUGGGAGCAUUUUUACUAGGAUUUCCUGACUUGUAAAUAAAUCAUCUAUUUUUAAAAAAAUAACUAAAAAUGUUACAAAUAAAUAAUUUAUUAAAUAUCUAUUCCAUGGAAGAGCACAUUUCUGUUAGGUGUUAGGAAAACAGAAAUGUCAUAAAGGAUAACUAUUUGCCCUUAAAAACAGUAUAGUUAAUCUGCUGGAACAGAACACCUUUGAGAAACAUGAAAAUUAUCAAGAAGAAUAAGAUGCCAUGAAGCAGAUUAAAAACAUACAUGCUGAAGAAAUGUGGAGUAAAGAAGAAAUUUGGGUAGCUUCCUUGAAGAGAUAAAUUAGAGACUCCACCAUAAAAGUGGGGGAAGGAAAUAUGGCUAACAGUAUGGAAGGUGGCCUUAGUAAAUUGAAUAUAGAAUAUGACUGGCAAAAAUUCUUGGCUAGAAUGGAAAUGGCUGUGUAUCAUGGAUAUAUUCAGAAGCCAUUGUGGAUUCUGAAAUGGUCCUAAUAAAGGAGAGAAGUGGGAAUUUCAUCCCCUCUACCCCUCUGAGUCCCUUCCCUUCCCUUCCCUUCCCUUCUCCCUUCACUUCCCUUCCUCUCUCUCUCUUUCUCUUUCUUUCUUUUUUAGACAGGAUCUUGCUCUGUUGCCCACGCUAGAGUGCAGUGGCAUAAAUAUGGCUGACUGCAGCCUUGACCUCCUGGACUCAAGUGAUCCUCCUGCAUCAGCCUUUUGAGUGGCUGGGAACACAGGUCUGCACCACCAUGCCUGGCUUUUUAAAAUUUUUGGGAGAGAUGGGGUCUCACCAUGUUGCCCAGUCUGGUCUUGAACUCCCUGGCCUCAAGGGAACCUCCCACUUGAGCCUCCCAAAGUGCUGGAAUUACAGGCAUGAGCCACUUUGCCAGCACUCCACUGCUCCCCGUCAAUACUCUGAUAGCAUAAUUAAAAAUAAAUUUAUUGGCUGGGCGCGGUGGCUCACGCCUGUAA